AUGUUUUCUCCAUUCUACAACGGUGAUUAUUCCUACGACCAACCAAUCGAUUUCGAGUCGCUUUUCGAUUUGUUGCAUCAACAUCAAUUCUACUAUAAAGAAAACACCCGUCCAAGAGUCAUUAAAAAGUUAGAAACCGAGGACGAGUUCCAAAUUCAAAUUUAUAAACCAUACGGAAACUACAACAAUUAUGAAGUGAAUGUUGUUAAAUCCAAUCCUCCUAUUGUCAAUGUCGUUAUCAGCUCCGUCCAAGACAAUUUCAAAACCGUUUUGCCAUUCAAUGUCAACUAUAUUGAUAUUGAUAAUAUCAAUUGGCAAUGGUACAAGCAACAAAACGUAUUGGUAUUGAACAUACCCAAGAGAAUCCAUUAUGUUCAUCUGAAUGUUCAAGAUAUCCUCAAUUGCUUGUUAGGCUGCAAUGAUGCUGAUGCUAGUAGUGCUUUGAAAGCCCCAAACCAACAGCCAUAUGCUAAACCACAAACUAAGAAGGAUGUCCAAGCCAAGACCAGUCCUAAAAAGAAGGAAGAAUUUGCCAAAGUGAAGAAAGAAAUUGCCAACAACAACAACAAUAACCUUGCUAGUCGUGAUGCCAAUCUUAAAGACUCAAUUGAAGAACAUGAAAAUUUAAUUGAACAGGCUGCAAACGCUUUAAAACAAGCCACAGAAAAUUCUUCCAAACAAGUGAAACAGGAUUUGAAUGGCAAGGCUAACGCAUUGAGUGCUGGUGCUCAAGCUGCUGCUGAGGCUAAACACAAGGAAGCAUUAGAAAAAACUAAACAAGAACUUGAAGCUCAAAGAAAAGCUGCCCAUGAUAAGAUUGUCAAGGCUCAACAAGAGCUUGAAGAGAUUGCCAGAAAGGAAGCUGAAGCUGUAAAGUUACAUGAAGCUGCAAAACAAAAAGAAUUAGAAGAAGAAAAACGCAAGGUCGAAGCGGAACAACAAAAAGCAAAGGAAAAAGAAGACUUGGAACAAAAGGAGUACGAUCAAUUUGUUAAACAACAACAAGAAUUCCUUAAACAAUUUUUCGGGUUUAAUUUAGGACCAGCUAUCCCCACUAAAGAUGGUGCCAAUGCUUUUUACACUGCUGCUAAACAAGCCAAAAAACAAAAGCCAAAAGUAGCACCAAAACCAAAACAGUUGCAAACUCAACCAGUUAAGCAAGCAAAAGAUGAAGAGGAAUCCAUUCCUUCUGAGCCGGAAACAGAAGAACCUGAAUCUUCUAAAUCACACAACUCAAAUGAAAACUUACAUAAGCAUCCUUCUUUAGAGGAGGUUGAGGACGAGGAGUCUGUAAUGUUUAGAAAAAGAUUUGGUCAUUAG
Candida albicans SC5314 is the source of this 1320-nucleotide messenger RNA. RefSeq lists its product as uncharacterized. NCBI's taxonomy places the organism in Eukaryota, Fungi, Ascomycota, Pichiomycetes, Serinales, Debaryomycetaceae. The record is from RefSeq and is a predicted model, not a curated record. The transcript has a single exon. The coding region runs from base 1 to 1320 and encodes 439 amino acids.